Molecule: messenger RNA, 794 nt
Organism: Myzus persicae (green peach aphid)
Lineage: Eukaryota; Metazoa; Arthropoda; Insecta; Hemiptera; Aphididae
Exons: 4
Coding region: 1-591 (196 amino acids)
Source: RefSeq, a predicted model, not a curated record
AUGAAUUUUGUUUUAUUUAAUUUAUUUACAGUGUUGUUGUUUCGAUCGACUUCAAUAUCGUGUAUUAGAUCAAAUAAUGUUAAUAUUCACUCUUUGUUACCAUUCGGCCAAUAUAAAUUAAUCUUCAAACAGAUUAAGAGUUGCAAUCCUUCACAUAACUAUAAAAUACAACAUAAUUUUUACCUGAGCCAUGAUAACAAAUCUAAUGUGACUGAAAUCAGAGGAACCACAUUCAACAACAUUCCAUUUGAUGACACUUUGUUUUUGGAAGCAAAUUUUUCUUUUAAAGAUGCAGACGGGAAUUGGAAAGAUAAUACGUAUAUCCACAAGUCGCCAAAAGCUUGCUCUUCUUUCAGACUUUUAAUGGGAGCCCAGUGGACCAUGGUGAUGGACGGAUUAGGAGCAAAGAAUCCCACAUGCCCUUUACCUAAGGGCAUUUAUAACGCUCCGGGCUUGGAUACAUCAAUAUUUUUAAAGACCAAUAUGCCAAAAACAUUUGUUUACGGGACGUACAAAGUUAAGUUUUAUUAUACUCGUAAUAAAGAAGUUUGUGGCUGUUGCAUUUUUAUACUAGAAUUCAAGCGCCUGUAAUAUAGAUUUUAUAAUAGCUUAUACAGUAUUAUAGGUACAUAUACUAAAUCUAAAGACGCACCCACAAUUAUACACCCGCUUGUUCUUAUCUUAUUUUUUGAAGUGGAAUUCCCAUUAGUGGGAAUUAGAUUAUCCUUGCUAUUUAAAAAAAAAAAUGGAAAGAAAAAAUCACUGAAAAUAAUAUAAGAUAAUCUUAUUUCUAA